Messenger RNA from Mangifera indica (mango), 3298 nucleotides. Its product is annotated as RNA-binding KH domain-containing protein RCF3-like. Gene Ontology annotation, cellular component: cytoplasm; nucleus. Gene Ontology annotation, biological process: regulation of gene expression. Bases 182 to 1828 code for a protein of 548 amino acids. The transcript has 8 exons. The record is from RefSeq and is a predicted model, not a curated record. Gene Ontology annotation, molecular function: mRNA binding. NCBI's taxonomy places the organism in Eukaryota, Viridiplantae, Streptophyta, Magnoliopsida, Sapindales, Anacardiaceae.
AAUACAAGGCUAGGUCUAGGUCAAAAUCAAAACCCUAGAAAUCAAGCAAGCACAAAAACAAACACAACUCAGAAGCAAGAACAACUUUUUGCCCAAAUCUUGCACUCUCUCUCUUCCAUACAUCGACUUCCAUCGAGCUCGAAGUUGUUCUCUAUCAAUACGAUAUAUAUUUGCUUAGCUAAUGGCGGGUCAGAGGAAUAAUUAUGGGAAGCGGUCACAUUCGCAUUCUGACCAUCCAGACAAUGGUUCUAAUAAGAGGAGAUAUUCAGGCGAUGAUAGAGAUCAAUUCGUGAUCGGUUCUGAUGAUACUGUGUACAGGUACUUGUGCCCGGUAAGAAAGAUUGGGAGCAUCAUUGGAAGGGGUGGGGAGAUUGUCAAGCAGUUAAGAGUAGACACUAAAUCAAAGAUCAGGAUUGGGGAGACAGUUCCGGGGUCUGAGGAACGAGUGGUUACUAUUUAUAGUGCUAGUGAGGAGACUAAUUCCCUUGAAGAUGAUGGCAAAUUAGUAUCUCCCGCCCAAGAUGCGCUCUUCAAAGUGCAUGACAAAGUUGUUGCGGAUGAAUUGAAUGGUGAUGAGGACUCAGAAGGAGGUCACCAAGUUACUGCUAAGCUUCUUGUUCCAUCUGAUCAGAUUGGAUGUGUUAUUGGGAAAGGUGGACAGAUAGUUCAGAAUAUCCGUAGUGAAACCGGUGCUCAGAUUCGCAUUCUUAAGGAUGAUCAUUUGCCUACUUGUGCCUUGAGCUCAGAUGAGCUUGUGCAGAUAUCUGGGGAAGCUGCAGUUGUGAAAAAAGCUCUUUACCAAAUUGCUUCUCGCUUGCAUGAAAAUCCAUCACGGACUCAACACUUUCUUGCUUCUGCUAUUUCCAAUGUGCAUUCUUCUAGCACUUCACUUAUGGGUUCAACUGCUGCUGGCCCAAUUGUGGGAAUAGCUCCAUUGAUGGGUCAUUAUGGAGGAUAUAAAGGUGACACCUCUGGUGACUGGUCACGCUCCUUAUACUCUGCUCCAAGGGAUGAGAUGUCUUCAAAAGAAUUUUCCCUUAGGUUGGUUUGCCCUACUGCUAAUAUUGGAGGUGUGAUUGGCAAGGGUGGAGCCAUAAUCAAUCAGAUUAGACAGGAAUCGGGGGCAUCCAUCAAAGUUGAUAGUUCAGCAACUGAAGGAGAUGAUUGCUUAAUAUCUAUUUCAUCUAAGGAGUAUUUUGAGGACACAUACUCUCCAAGCAUAGAAGCAGUUGUGCGGCUGCAACCCAGAUGCAGUGAGAAGAUUGAGAGAGAUUCUGGACUAAUCUCAUUCACUACCCGCCUAUUAGUUCCAACCUCACGAAUUGGCUGCCUUAUUGGUAAAGGAGGAGCUAUUAUAACUGAGAUGAGGAGACUGACUAAAGCUAACAUUCGCAUUCUUCCUAAAGAUAGCCUUCCAAAAAUAGCAUCUGAAGAUGAUGAGAUGGUGCAGAUAUCUGGAGACCUUGAUCUUGCCAAGGAUGCUCUCAUACAAGUAACCAAGCGGUUAAGAGCUAAUCUUUUUGAUAGGGAAGGUGCAGUUUCUGCAUUUGUGCCAGUUCUGCCAUAUCUUCCUAUGCCUGAAAAUGGAUCAGACAGCUUUAACUAUGAAAGUAGAGAAAGCAAGAGGCAUGUGCGUGGGCAUCCUUAUUCUGGUGGCUAUAGCUCAAGUGAUUUGGGGGCUACUGAUAGAUAUGGAAGUUAUGGUGGUUCACAGAUUGGUGGUAGUGGCAGUUCUUAUGGAGCUUAUGGAAGUUAUUCUUCGGAACGUAGUGGUGUUUCUGGGUUAUCCAGCCAUACCACUGUUUCUCGGCGCAAAAGCUAUUACUAGAAUCCAGUGAUGUCCAUGCAGCUGUCUACAAUAUUGCCCUUUCAUUUCUAGCCUGCUGGAAAAAAGAGGAAAAAAACAUGCAUGACACAGCAGAGUGAAUAAUGGAGCCUUUAUACUGAUUUGUGCACAGCUUGGCUAUAUGACUCUUAAUAUUAGUGGAGUAGAGUGACUUUGGUUAGAAAACUAACAGAAGUGUGUUAUGAUCCCGUCUUUUCUGCCCAAAUUGUCUGGAUGUGGUAUUUCUUUACGGUUUUUCAGAUAAUCUCAUUUGUAUUUUUUAAUUUGGCCUAUCAGGUUAUUCCCUUUCAAUUUCAAUUUUUUGCAUAUUCUUUUGUGCUUAUUUUUUUAGCCUUCUUAUCUGUUUAGCUAAUUCAUGUUCUCUGAAGUAAUAAUUGCUAGUUUAUGCAGCUUACAUAUGCAUUGUUGGAAUCUGAAAUUUAGGGUAUGUUCAGUCAUGCUUCCGAUUUCUGGUUAUUCAGUUUUCUGUGGAAUUUGUAUCAUAUAUGCAUUGUUAUGUUUUCAAUUUGAGUUUUUAGAAAAUAGGAAAAUGAUAACAGAAAGCAGUCACUGACUACCUUUUCUCUUCAAUCUUUUCCAUUUCUUUCUCAUCUUCAACCUAUAACAAUAUUCAUCUAAAGUUGUAGAUCUCUCAAACCAGAAAAAAACAUUGUCAUAAUCCUUUCAGCUUCCAGAGAAUUUCCGGUUCAUUAAGAUAACAUUUGUUUUAAGGUUUACCAAACUUGAAAUUCAAUUAAUUUCUCUUAGUUUUGUGGCUUAUAAUUAGAGCAGAGAAUAAAUACCUUUUAUUUUCAGUUUUUUCCUUUUUUACCAAAAAUCUUCCUCGUGUGUAAUAUGAGUACACAAGAUUGUCUUCCCUUUCUUUCAUCUUCAACCAUAACCAUCUCAUCUUGAUGUCCCAAAGAAGAAAAAAUUCAUUAUGAUCCUCCUAUUUGUCUCUGCUUUCGGUUACUUUGACAGACAAAGCAAACUCUCUUUUUCCUAGUUAUUGUACAAAUUCCAAGACUAAUACUAAAAAAAGAGAAUUCAAAAGCAUAGUCAUGGUUUCUUGGCAAUUUCAUUUGGGUAAGGUUUGGAGGUCAUACUUUCUGGGCAAUUUCAUAUGGGUAAAGGUUUGAAGCUUGUCUUAGGAAAGAAAUGUCUGCAGUUCUAGAGCCCUCAUCUGAAUGGUACGUUGCAUGUUAUUUUUUCAUGGAAUACUAUCUACUAAACAGCACGUUGGCUUCUUCAAUCAUAAAUAUUUUUCUGUGAUUGAGAAUGUUUCCAACUUUGGCUAAUUUAUUUCAAUGUAUCUCUCUCGGGUUUUGGCAUAUCAUCUUGCAGGUAAUUUAGUGAUUGGAAGCAAAUUCAAUUGUUUCCCAUUGUUCACCUGCCUGAUAUUGUUUCUACCUUGUAUCUCUAUAUGAUUGUACAAAAAUAGAAAGUGUAUAAAAGAUUGACUUCAUAUUGGCA